This is a messenger RNA of Dovyalis caffra, 1638 nucleotides long. The record is from the annotation of a GenBank genome assembly. NCBI's taxonomy places the organism in Eukaryota, Viridiplantae, Streptophyta, Magnoliopsida, Malpighiales, Salicaceae.
AUGGAUAUGUCAGCUGCUCUGAUGAUUCUAUCAGCAUUGGUGGCAUACUUGCUUUGGUGGAGUUUCAUCUCGCGGUCAAUGAGGGGUCCACGUGUAUGGCCUCUAUUGGGCAGUCUUCCUGGUCUCGUUCAGCACUCUAAUCGCAUGCAUGAUUGGAUCGCAGACAAUCUCCGCAUGUGUAGCGGCACGUACCAGACAUGCAUAUGUGCAAUUCCCUUUAUAGCCCGGAAGCAAGGUCUCGUGACAGUCACGUGCGACCCCAAGAAUGUAGAGCACAUCUUGAAGGCCAGGUUUGAUAAUUAUCCAAAGGGACCCAAUUGGCAAUCUGUGUUCCAUGAUUUGCUUGGCGAUGGUAUCUUCAACUCAGAUGGCGAUACAUGGCUGUUCCAGCGUAAGACGGCCGCCCUUGAAUUUACCACCCGGACACUACGACAAGCCAUGGCGAGAUGGGUGAGCCGAGCCAUCAAGCAUCGGUUUUGCCCUAUACUUGAGUCGGCUCAGCUGCAAGCCAAGCCUGUUGAUCUUCAAGACUUGCUACUUCGGCUCACUUUUGAUAACAUUUGUGGGUUGACUUUCGGCAAGGACCCGCAAACUUUGUCGCCUGAACUCCCCGAGAAUGGCUUUGCCGUGUCUUUCGACAGAGCGACGGAAGCCACUCUGCAACGCUUCAUUUUGCCUGAAAUAGUGUGGAAGUUGAAGAAAUGUCUUCGGCUUGGGAUGGAAGUCAGCUUGAGCCAAAGCCUUGAACACAUAGACGCAUACUUGGCAGACAUCAUCAAUGAACGUAAGCUCGAAUUGCUUAGUCAGCAGAAAGGUGGCAGUGGAAACCCGCAUGAUGACUUGUUGUCUAGAUUUAUGAAGAGAAAAGAAUCCCACUCAGACAAAUUUCUUCAACACGUGGCAUUAAAUUUUAUCCUAGCCGGACGUGACACAUCAUCGGUGGCAUUGAGCUGGUUCUUCUGGCUAGUAAGUCACAAUCCAGAAGUGGAGGAGAAAAUCCUCAUCGAAAUUUGUACCGUUUUGAUGGAUACACGUGGAAAUGAUACUUGCAAGUGGUUGGAGGAGCCAUUAGUGUUUGAAGAAGUUGACCGAUUGACGUACCUUAAGGCAGCAUUGUCUGAGACCUUAAGGCUUUACCCUUCUGUACCUCAAGACUCAAAGCAUGUGGUUGCUGAUGAUGUUUUGCCAACUGGAAAUCUUGUUCCGGCAGGAUCGUCCAUAACAUACUCAAUAUAUGCAAUUGGUCGGAUGGAAUUUUUCUGGGGUGAAGAUUGCCUACAAUUCAAGCCAGAAAGAUGGUUAUCCUUGGAUGGCAAGAAAAUUGAGGUACAAGAUUCUUAUCGGUUUGUCGCCUUUAACGCAGGUCCAAGGAUCUGUUUAGGCAAGGAUUUGGCUUAUUUGCAAAUGAAGUCGAUCGCAGCAGCAGUGUUGUUGCGCCACCGGCUCUCGGUGGUGCCCGGCCACCGUGUGGAGCAAAAGAUGUCAUUGACAUUGUUUAUGAAGUAUGGUCUGAUGGUUAAUGUGCACCCCAGGGACCUGAAGCCUGUUGUGGAAAGUAUGUGCAAAAAUGCUGUUCCUAACGGUAAUCAUGAUCGUGGGGUUGAAUCGGUUACUCCAGUUUCCGAAGGGAAUUACUGA